This is a messenger RNA of Drosophila obscura, 702 nucleotides long. Its product is annotated as protein LLP homolog. The record is from RefSeq and is a predicted model, not a curated record. Lineage: Eukaryota; Metazoa; Arthropoda; Insecta; Diptera; Drosophilidae. Gene Ontology annotation, cellular component: nucleolus. Gene Ontology annotation, biological process: dendrite extension. Gene Ontology annotation, molecular function: RNA binding. The transcript has 2 exons. The coding region runs from base 106 to 546 and encodes 146 amino acids.
AUCGAUAACACGACCUGUGGAACAACGCACGUGUUUACUUUUUUCGGCAACGCAGUUUCUUUUCGCAUUCAUUUUCUCGGGCUGUAGACUGAAUUUCCAGCAAAAAUGGGCAGACAAAAUCGCUCCCGCAAGCGUCGCGAUGAAAUGAACAAAAUAAAGAAGGCGCGCUACGACGCCAAGGAGUUGAUUCGUCUGAAGAAGACGCUGGGCCUGCUGGAUGCCGAUGGCAACGAGAUCAUGAAGGAUAUUGCCGAUGUGGUGGAAAUCAAAACUUCCAAGGAGAUCAAGCGGGAGGCCAAGACCAGGGAGCAGCAGGAGCUGAUCUUCGAGCAUCAGGAGAGCCUGGAGAAGGGCCAGAAGGUGAAGGUGACCAACGACAAGACUGGCGUGGAGCAUGUCUUCAACAGCAAGACUCUCAAAGAUCAGUACGGCAAUUAUCCGGCCUGGUUCAAGAAGAAGAAGACCGCCAAGCGUCUACGCAAGAAGCAGCAUUCGCAGAAAAAGAACUUCAAGCAGGCCUGGACCACAGUUAACGUGCCGCUCUAAGACACCGCUGGGGGAAGGGAUUGAAACGCAUAGGUAGAGUAAGUUCAGGUAGAGUCUGGAAGAGCUGGUAGGCGCAGCAGAGUGCCUACAAAAGCAGCCAGCCGACUUGUGUAUGUUAUAGAUAAGAGUUUAUAUUGCAUAUUAAAGCCUUAAAAC